AUGUCCGGAUUACCCCCACAACCACCCACCUUCUACCCGCCAACCUAUGCGACUUCCGCCGCCCUCUCGCACAACUGGUCCGAAGGCGUGCCCGUCGACGGGUCCGGCGCACCCUCUUCUGCGCGCGGCUACUCCGACUCGCCCGCGCUCGACUCGUACCAAGGCUCUGAAGCGCCCGAGGCGGGUCCAUCGGGGUCCGGGAGCGGAGGGGGAGGCGGAAACAAGGGCAAGCGAGCUGCCGAGGGAGGAGGGGACGGACAGCCGCCGGAGAAGAAGAAGGCGACGAGGGGAGCGAGGGCGUGCACCAAAUGCAGGGCGUUCAAGAUGAGGUGCACCGGGGGAGAGAACGGGCCGCCGUGCGACAGGUGCAAGAAGGGAGGGCACGAGUGCAUCUUCGAAGAGAGCCAGCGCGGCAAGCGGAGCAACCGCAAGACAGACGCGAUGGCCAAGUCGCUCAAGUCGAUGGAAGCGAAACUCGAGUCGGUCCUCGCAUCCAUCUCGAACCCUGGUCUGCUCGCCGGUUCGGGCGGCCUCGUCACCGACGUCUCCCAGCGCCUCCCUCCCGCUCCGCUCGACUCGGGACCCUUCGGCGCCGAAGGACGCGGAGACGUCCAUGUCGGCGUCGACCCAGGUGUCGUCGCUUCAGCUCUCGAGCAGAUACGCUCAGGUCGGUCUGGUACGCCCGCGACUGUACCCGGCACGAGUGCUGGCGCUUCGCGUCCUACACUCGCCGCGACUUCAGGCCGUCAAGACUCGGAAUCCGCAAUCACUCGCCGCGAACCGAUCCUCCUCCCCUCGAUCGCGCAGACCCAAGGCGCGCAAUACGACGUCGGCGGCGGCGUCGGACCAUACGCCGAAAUCGGUCCCAGCAGGACCGGCGGCCACCCGUUGCACACUUCCGCUCCGAUGGCUCAUCCGCACCCGAUUGCCCACCCUCACGUACACCACCACGUGCACUUUUCGCCCGGCACGGCAAACGGGCAUGGGAUGGCCCUUCCGCCUGUUUCGAGCGCUGGAGGAGGGGCGAGGACGGUCAGCGUUGCGGGGAGCAGUACGAGCAAGAGUAGCCCGAUGGAGUGGAGCGGCGUCAAGGAUCCGAAUGCGACGGAUGGUAGCCCGAGACUGCAUUCGUUGCCGGACAACACGCUCAAUCCUCUCGGCCUCCUUGCUGAAGCUUCGCUUCGCAAUACCCGCAAACGCCCUGUCGACCUAACGGAAGAGUACGACGUGACAGCUGGCGACGACGGGGAAGCGAACGGCGUGGCCGGAGCAGGCGGGAAAGGGAAAGGGAAGGGUAAGGGCAAGGGGAAGGGGAAGAAGGGCUCUGCGGGAGCUGAGGGAGCAGAGGGAGCGAAGGAGAAGGGCAAGGAGGGGGAGAAGGAUGAGGGAGCAGGAUCGGGAGAUGAGGAUGGCGCGGGGAGGAAGAAGAAGAAGGAGCUGGGCAUGGCCAACAGGAAUUAUUUCGCGCCCGGACCGAUGAACAUCCUCCCCCUCCGCCGCAUCGUCAUCGAGCAGCGCAUGCCGCCCGCCCUCCUCGAAGAGAAGAUCCUCUCGGUCGAAGAAGUCGUCGAGCUCUUCGCCCUGUUCUUCGAGCACUGCGCGCGCCACUGCCCCUUCCUCGACCCCGAGAUCCACACGCCUGCCGCGACCGGUUCUCGCAGUCCGUUCCUCUUCACCUGCAUCUGCACCGUCGCCUCGCGGUACUAUACCAAGCGCAAAGACGACCUCUACCGCAAGUGUCUCCGGAUCGCCAAGCGCGUCGCGUUCGACGUCAUGAGCAAGGGAUACAAGAGCACCGAGAUUUGUCAGGGCUUCUUGUUGCUUUGUAACUGGAACCAGCCGGCCGAGCGGUUUGAGGAGGAGAGGACUUACCAAUUCAGCGGCCUCGCAAUUCGCAUGGCGACCGACCUCAACCUGCACCGCAAGACGAUCGCGCAGCUCCCACCCGACGUCGGCGAGGAGACCAAGGUCCUGUACGAGCGCGAGUUGCUCAACCGCGAGCGGGCGUGGAUCUACUCGUUCAUCAUCGACCGAUCCGUCGCGACCCAGAUGGGCAAGCCGGCGAUGAUCAGCAAGGAGGACUUUAUCGUUCGCAACGCCUCCGUCUGGCAUCGUCAGCCCGGCACGAUGGCGUCCGACUCGGGCUUGAGCGCGAUGGUCGAGCUCCUCCGCAUCGUUAGCCGCAUGAUCGAUGUCCUCUACUCCGACACCCGCUCCGUCUCCGGCCUAAACGCACACCUCGACUACCUCAUGCUCAUCCGCGCCUUCCUCCAACAACUCGACCAAUGGCGGCAAGACUGGAGCGACCCGGUCCUCAUCUCGUCCGAUCCGGACAACCACUCCCUCACCGCCCGCGCUCUCAUGCGAGACUACUACUGGGACUACUACCGCCUCUUCCUCCUCUCGUUUGCCGUCCAGCACGCCCUCGACGACCCCGCCUCAAAGAUCGACUUGCCGAGCUACUGCGUCUUGUGCUUCGAGAGCGCCGAGCGCAUGAUCGUCCUCCUGCGCGACUUUUUCGGUCCGCAAGGUAUCCUCCGUUAUGCAAUCGACUCGACCUUUGUCUACGCGACCUACGCCGCCGUCUUCCUCCUCAAGCUCGUCUCGCCGACGUUCGCCUCGUUCAUCGAUGAGCAGGCGGCGAUGAAGCUCGUCAGGGAGCUCGCCGACACGCUCGAAGCGGCAGCAGUAGACGAGCAGCACACUCCGGCGCUCUACGCCUCGUUCCUCCGCAUGCUCAUCGACAACAAGCUGAACGGUCCCCGCACCGCCACGAACUCUCGCGCGCCGACUCGUCCUGGCUCGCCCGUCCCCGGCUCGAUGAACGGCGGCAUCUUCGUCAACGACACUUCCGCCAUGAGCGGCAUGCAUGGCGCUUCGAACGGCAACACUGGUCUCGACUCGUUCCUCAAGUCGCGUGCGCCAUCGGUCGGGCCAGAAGGGAUGAACGGGAUGGGCGGCAACGACUUUGGCAUCAACCUGGGCUUCCCCGCCGAGCUUGGCGGGACGGGUGCUUUCAACUUUGGCGGCGAGCUUGGCGGAACGGGCGACGGCAACCUCGAUUCGCUCAUGGUCGACAACGUCCUUGAUGCCAGCGGGUUCUGGUCGUCGAUGCUCAUGCCCGGUUUCGGAGGAGCGUCCGUUGGUCUCUCGGGAGGAUCGGGAACCGUGCUCUCCGGCGCAGCAGGCGACCCUUUCUCCGUCACGCCCUUCCACUCACGACCCGCCAGCCCGUCGCACGGAGCUAGCACGAACAACGGCGCCACUUCCGGUGCCGUCGCUCCUGCGGCCGAGGCGCCCGCUCCCGCUGCGACCGAGAUCGCUAAACAGACGGCGCCUGCGAUCGAGGCGCCAAGCACGCAGCCGCAAGUGGAGGUGAAGCAGGAGGCGCAGGAGGCUCAGGCGGCGGAGGACGGCGAGAAACCGGCGGACGCGGCUUGA
Messenger RNA from Rhodotorula toruloides NP11, 3441 nucleotides. Its product is annotated as Zn(2)-C6 transcription factor. Lineage: Eukaryota; Fungi; Basidiomycota; Microbotryomycetes; Sporidiobolales; Sporidiobolaceae. The record is from RefSeq and is a predicted model, not a curated record. Bases 1 to 3441 code for a protein of 1146 amino acids. The transcript is spliced from 13 exons. Gene Ontology annotation, biological process: regulation of DNA-templated transcription; DNA-templated transcription. Gene Ontology annotation, molecular function: zinc ion binding; transcription cis-regulatory region binding; DNA-binding transcription factor activity, RNA polymerase II-specific. Gene Ontology annotation, cellular component: nucleus.